Molecule: messenger RNA, 2791 nt
Organism: Sapajus apella (tufted capuchin)
Lineage: Eukaryota; Metazoa; Chordata; Mammalia; Primates; Cebidae
Gene: UGDH
Product: UDP-glucose 6-dehydrogenase
Exons: 12
Coding region: 820-2304 (494 amino acids)
Biological process (GO): glycosaminoglycan biosynthetic process
Cellular component (GO): nucleus; cytosol
Molecular function (GO): NAD binding; UDP-glucose 6-dehydrogenase activity
Source: RefSeq, a predicted model, not a curated record
CGGGUGUGCGCGCUGCUCCCAGUCGCUCGCUGCGCUCGGUCCCGGGCUUCCAGUCUCACGACCUGCGUCUUUUUGAGGCUCUGGGCGGGAACCGCAUUUUGGAACUGCUGUCCUUGGGACGGGGUAGCCUGGGCUUCUUAUUCAAGACUCGUGAGUCUUCCAGCUCCUUCUCUUUCUGCUUCUACCCACUUUCUGACUUGGAUUAGAUUUCCCUGCCGCCUCCAAAGCCGAACGCCCACCGCAGGAAGCGGUUCUCUCGUUGGGGACCUCAUUUUGGCUGCAGAGUCGUAGUCUUUUGUUUGUGUUUAAACGUAUGCUCACCUGAGGGGCUGCUGCUUUUCUCAGGCCGCCUCUCUUAAGAAACCAAAUAGAAACGAAGCCAGAAAGCCCCUUUGAGAGCAAAAUCCUAAGACUAUCGUGAUAUCUGGGAUGUGCUGGAAUCCAUUCUUGCCCCCUACACCCUAGAAUUGCUGUUUGAUGUCGGGAAAGGCGUUUCUUGGGUGCCUCAGGAGACCAUGUUUUUGUGAGAUCUUGAAAAAAAUUGUAAGUCCUAUAAAUAUUUGGGAAGAUAACUUAGUAGGGUUGGGAAUUCUAGUACAGAGAAAAGAGGGGCUUGCUGGUAGGAAUCUAUUCAUGGGCAUACAGAGCAGUAGCUGUCUAUCCACAGACCUCGAAAACACAGUGAGCCUUUGAGUUUCUUCAAAUCCCCUACGAAAUGGAGAACAGUAGUCUUUCUUCAGGGGAGUUCUGGAAUGAAAGAGCUGACUGUCUGCUCUGAGAUGUGCUUGUUAGUGGCCAGAAUCCAGUUUAAGUACAAUCAUGUUUGAAAUUAAGAAGAUCUGUUGCAUCGGUGCAGGCUAUGUUGGAGGACCCACGUGUAGUGUCAUUGCUCAUAUGUGUCCUGAAAUCAGGGUAACGGUUGUUGAUGUCAAUGAAUCAAGAAUCAAUGCAUGGAAUUCUCCUACACUUCCUAUUUAUGAGCCAGGACUAAAAGAAGUGGUAGAAUCCUGUCGAGGAAAGAAUCUAUUUUUUUCUACCAAUAUUGAUGAUGCCAUCAAAGAAGCUGAUCUUGUAUUUAUUUCUGUGAAUACUCCAACGAAAACCUAUGGAAUGGGGAAAGGCCGGGCAGCAGAUCUGAAGUAUAUUGAAGCUUGUGCUAGACGCAUUGUGCAAAACUCAAAUGGGUACAAAAUUGUGACUGAGAAAAGCACAGUUCCAGUGCGGGCAGCAGAAAGUAUUCGUCGCAUAUUUGAUGCAAACACAAAACCCAACUUGAAUUUACAGGUGCUGUCCAACCCUGAGUUUCUGGCAGAGGGAACAGCCAUCAAGGACCUAAAGAACCCAGACAGAGUACUGAUUGGAGGGGAUGAAACUCCAGAGGGCCAGAGAGCUGUGCAGGCCCUUUGUGCUGUAUAUGAGCACUGGGUUCCCAGAGAAAAGAUCCUCACCACUAAUACGUGGUCUUCAGAGCUUUCCAAACUGGCGGCAAAUGCUUUUCUUGCCCAGAGAAUAAGCAGCAUUAACUCCAUAAGUGCUCUGUGUGAAGCCACAGGAGCUGAUGUAGAAGAGGUAGCAACAGCCAUUGGAAUGGACCAGAGAAUUGGAAACAAGUUUCUAAAAGCCAGUGUUGGGUUUGGUGGGAGCUGCUUCCAAAAGGAUGUUCUGAAUUUGGUUUAUCUCUGUGAGGCUCUGAAUUUGCCAGAAGUCGCUCGUUAUUGGCAGCAGGUCAUAGACAUGAAUGACUACCAGAGGAGGAGGUUUGCUUCCCGGAUCAUAGAUAGUCUGUUUAAUACAGUAACUGAUAAGAAGAUAGCUAUUUUGGGGUUUGCAUUCAAAAAGGACACUGGUGAUACGAGAGAAUCUUCAAGUAUAUAUAUUAGCAAAUAUUUGAUGGAUGAAGGCGCACACCUCCAUAUAUAUGAUCCAAAAGUACCUAGGGAACAAAUAGUUGUGGAUCUUUCUCAUCCAGGUGUUUCAGAGGAUGACCAAGUGUCCCGGCUUGUGACCAUUUCCAAGGAUCCAUAUGAAGCAUGUGAUGGUGCCCAUGCUGUUGUUAUUUGCACUGAGUGGGACAUGUUUAAGGAACUGGAUUAUGAACGUAUUCAUAAAAAAAUGCUGAAGCCAGCCUUUAUCUUUGAUGGACGGCGUGUCCUGGAUGGGCUCCACAAUGAACUGCAGACCAUUGGCUUCCAGAUUGAAACAAUUGGCAAAAAGGUGUCUUCCAAGAGAAUUCCAUAUGCUCCUUCUGGUGAAAUUCCGAAGUUUAGUCUUCAGGAUCCACCUAACAAGAAACCUAAAGUGUAGACAUUGCCAUUUUUAUUUGUGAUUUUUUUGGUACUUCAGGAUAGCAAAUAUCUAUCUGAUAUUAAAUGGUAAAUGAACCAAGUGUUUUUAAGGAAACAAAAUUAUUUUUUUAAUCAUCAGAUUUAUACUAGCUAUAUGGGUAUUCGCAUAUCUGGUAAUUGAAUCUAGAAUUUUUUUUACAUAUUUUUAUAAUACUGUUAGCUCAGUUAUUGGAUGAGUGAAAGAUAAUCAUGUUGGUUUUAAUAGUGUCAAUUUUUGUAAAAUAAAAAUUAAACUUCAAACACUUUAUAAAUGUCCAUAGGCAGCACUUUAAUAUCACAUUAUAAAGGGAAGGACAGUCUUCAUUUUUGCUGGUUAUUGGUUUGCUUGUCAUUAAAUAUGUCCUUUGAAUCUAUGAAAAUGCUAUGCUAAAUAGCCUUUAACAUGUAUGGUCUGGUUAAAGUUCCUUUGAUCCUUUUAAUGAAAUGUGUCACUGAUUUUUUAGCUC